Soboliphyme baturini is the source of this 1209-nucleotide messenger RNA. The record is from the annotation of a GenBank genome assembly. Lineage: Eukaryota; Metazoa; Nematoda; Enoplea; Dioctophymatida; Soboliphymatidae.
AUGAACGAAAUUGCAUCCCAAGUUUUUGUUCCUCCUAUUAGUGCAAUUGCUGAAUGGAUAGUGGCUAACAAGUUUCACAAGGUUGCGCUUCAGUUUCCGGACAGUUUGGCUAAAGACGCUGGUUCAUUUGUUCAUGAGCUACAACAUUAUCCUGGAAUGGAUGCUCACUUUAGCUGUUGCGCUGACAUAAUAUCGGCAAAACAUGCCUCUGCCGAUUGCAUUGUUCAUUUCGGCGACUACUGUUCCAGUCAGCAGUCGGUAUUUUUGCCUGUGUUGUGGGUGAACGUUCGAACAUCGUUUGACGUUGCCAAUUUUGCGUUGAAGUUUCGAAAGUGGAGGUCAGAACGCCGUUUCGAUGAUUGCAAGAAGAUCCUCGUUGUCGUCGAUAACGGGAUCAGUAAUUUUGAAGACAGACUGAAUACCUUGGAUCCUAGAGACUUUGUCCCAGUUUUCGUGACCUGCGUCAUCGAAAGUAUCCGACUGUCAAUGAUGAUGCUUGAACAUCCGCGAACUACGUUCUAUUCUUAUUGCAGUGAGUCUGGCGAGAUUAAGCGUGAAAGCUUUCAAGUCACCAGAAUCCUAAAUAAACGGAUGUACCUGAUCGACCAAGCAAAGAAAGCCAGCAUUGUUGGAAUCCUUAUUGGACCGAUGGUCAGUCCGCAGUAUAUUGAAGUUCACAGGCGCCUGAAAAAAUUGUGUCGCGAGGCGAUGAAAAAGAGUUACAGUUUUGCGGUCAGUAAGCUGACCGUCGCAAAGUUGGCUAACUUUCCGGACGUUGACCUGUUUGUACACAUAUCCUGUCCUUAUGGAGUCGUUCUGGAUUGUUCUGAUUUUUACAAGCCAAUUAUUACGCCGUUUGAGUUCGAACUGGCAUGUCGGCCGGAUGAUCAGUGGAUGGCCGAGAUGAAGCUGUUGUCUGACUGUGCCCACGUUGCAGACGCCUUUAAUAAGGAAUCAAGUAUGGAAGCUUUUUGCGCUACAGAACCUCCGAUGACAAGCGAAUCCUCGAAGAAUCCUCAAGGCAUCAGUACCGUGAUGCUAAAAUGCAAUGAUCUGUCGAUUAAAACGACUUCAGCAGAGGACCGAUUCAAGCAUAGGGCCUGGAAAGGAUUGCAAGAAAAUCUUGGCGAAAAUCCUAUAGCAACUGUUAAAGACGGUCGUAGAGGUAUUGCGAUGGCUUAUGAAAACGAAUCUUUUCAGUCAACGUGA